Molecule: messenger RNA, 614 nt
Organism: Stylophora pistillata
Lineage: Eukaryota; Metazoa; Cnidaria; Anthozoa; Scleractinia; Pocilloporidae
Molecular function (GO): oligosaccharide binding; extracellular matrix structural constituent
Source: RefSeq, a predicted model, not a curated record
GUCAAAGUCACGGUAGUGGACUUUAUUGGAUCGAUCCAAACGGUGGUUCAACAAGUGACUCUUUCCAAGCUUUUUGUGACAUGGAGACCAAUGGUGGAGGCUGGACAUUAAUUUCCACCAAAGUGUCUCCAAGGUUCCUCCUUAUCAAAACAACCUUCCUAGCAUCAGCUGCAGAAACCACGGAUGCAGAUGAAUCGAGUCACAUCCACCCUGACAUGGGGGACUGGGAAGAAGUCAUGUUCCGGUUCAGUGACGUCAAUACAAUCCGGGUUAUUUACAACAGGAAGGCAGGCGCUCCAAAUAGGGACAAAACAGACUUCGAGAAGUUCUUGAUGGGGACAACUUACGAUGAGGUGAGGAACAUCCACGGUUUUUACAAAUACAGCCCAGCAGAUCAAAACAAGAGGAAUCCCUCUUCUGGUUUUGCUUCAAUAUCAGGUUUCCACUUCGAUUCAAACAACGGGAUAUCUGAAAGCCAUGCUGGCACAGAUAAGUGGAUUGACAUGUGGCACGUGGUUGACGGCACAAACAACUACCUCACUUUUGACGAUAGCCGCGCUCUUGGUACCAAGUGUAUCGCGGGCUACUGUUAUCUGAACAAACCAAUCUGGUGA